Messenger RNA from Oikopleura dioica, 954 nucleotides. The record is from the annotation of a GenBank genome assembly. NCBI's taxonomy places the organism in Eukaryota, Metazoa, Chordata, Appendicularia, Copelata, Oikopleuridae.
AUGAGGGAUCGCCUCGCCGAGCUUGUAACGGCGCGAGGGCCCGAUGAACCUACAGACACAGUUGUUUCAAUUCCAGAUGGGAAUUCAAACUUUAUGCAGGAUUUCUUCAACCAGGUCGAAGAAAUCCAAUCCGACAUUGACAAAAUCCAAGCCAAAGUAGAAGAUGUCAAGUUAAAACAUUCGACGAUCCUGAGUAGUGCCCAGACAGAUGACAAACUGAAUGAACAGCUGGAAGAGCUGAUGGCGGAAAUCAAACGAACGGCAAAUCGCGUCCGGUCGAGGCUAAAAGCAAUCCAGCAACAGAUCGAGCAAGAAGAGUCGACUCAGAACCAAUCCGCAGACUUCCGUAUCAAGAAAACUCAGCAUUCGACGUUAUCGAGGACGUUCAUAAAAGUUAUGAACGAGUAUAACCAGGAGCAAAACUUAUACAGGGAUCGAUGUAAACAGAGGAUCGAAAGACAACUGGGAAUCAUCGGAAAAGCAGCAACAGACAACGAAAUCGAAGAAAUGAUCGAACAGUCGAAAGAUGGAAACUUACAAAUGUUCACGGGGAUUAACAUGGACGCGCAGCAAACGCGUGAAAUCGAGGCACGUCACAACGAUAUUUUACAAUUGGAGAAGUCGAUCAAGGAGCUGCACGAUUUAUUCAUGGAUAUGUGCCAGCUUGUCCAAGAGCAGGGCGAAAUGGUAGACCGCAUCGAGUACAAUGUCGAGAACUCGGUCAACUACGUCUCGAGUGCCGUCAGUGACACUAAAAAGGCGAUCAUGUACCAGUCCAAAGCGAGACGGACCCGAUGCGAGCCCGUCUACACCUACGUCGAGCCCGAGCCAGUCAUCGUCCAGCAGCCACAGACCGUCGACACCGUCUUCCGCACCUGGCAAGUCGACCCCGUCACCGGUGAGCGAACUCUCGUCAACGAGGAGACCAACUCCCAAGUCGUCUAUGGAAACUAA